Molecule: messenger RNA, 1485 nt
Organism: Cornus florida
Lineage: Eukaryota; Viridiplantae; Streptophyta; Magnoliopsida; Cornales; Cornaceae
Exons: 2
Coding region: 1-1485 (494 amino acids)
Molecular function (GO): protein dimerization activity
Source: RefSeq, a predicted model, not a curated record
AUGGCUACAUCAGUAGGUGGUGCUAUGCUCUUGAAGGCAGUCGAUGCAAGUGGCAACAUAAAAGAUGUUGAGUAUGUAGUAAAUUUGUUUAUACCAGUGAUCAAAGAUGUGGGAGAACACAAUGUUGUUCAGAUCAUUACUGAUAAUGGGAGUAACUUUAAGGCUGCUGGGGGUAUAAUUGAAAGUACAUAUCCUCACAUCUUUUGGACUCCAUGUGUUGUGCAUUGCCUAAAUUUGACACUAAAAAGCAUUUGUGAACCAUCUGAAACCUCACCUCAAUAUACUCAUUGUAAAUGGAUUAUUGAUUUGGUGAGUAGUGUUCAAAAUAUAAGAAAUUUCAUUGUUAACCAUGGUAUGGUACUCUCAAUUUUCAAUAAUUACUCGGAAUUGGGUUUACUAAGGGUAGCGGAAACAAGAUUUGCAUCAAGCAUAAUCAUGGCAAAACGUUUGAAAGAAGUGAAGGAUGCACUUGAGAAGAUGGUGAUGGAUCCAACUUGGAGAAGGCUUCUAAAAGGAGAUGGAAAGUCAACAAUUAAAAUCAAGGCUAGGGAAGUUAAAAAAUGCAUUGUGAGUGACAGUUGGUGGGAUGACUUGGAAUAUCUCUUGGAAUUUACUGAACCUAUUGUUGAUUUUUUGAGGUUAGCAAACACUGAUGCCCCUGUUCUCCAUUUGAUUUAUGAUAUGUGGGACACAAUGAUUGAGAAAGUUAAAUUCAGAAUAUUUGUUCAUGAUAAACAAGAUAUGCUGACUGGCCAAUCAAAUUUCUUUGAUGUCAUUCACAAUAUAUUGGAAACAAGAUGGAAUAAAAGCAACAAUCCACUGCAUUGUAUGGCUCAUUCAUUGGUUCCUAAAUACUACACUGAAGCUUGGAUUAGAGGUGGAAGUGAUGGAGUUCCACGGCUCUCACCACAUGAAGAUCAAGAGGUCUCUUCGAAUAGAAGUAAAUGUUUCAAACAAUUAUUUAGCAAUCAAGAUGAUCUUCGGAAAGUUUAUAUUGAAUAUGGAGCUUUUUCAAGUGGAUCCGGUUACUUCAAUGAGUCUCAUGUUAUUGAUGCAAAAUUAUAUGAGGAACCAAUUUCAUGGUGGGCAAAUCAUGGUUCUUCAACACCAAUGUUACAAGCUUUAGCAUUCAAGCUUCUUUCACAGCCUGCAUCAUCAUCUUGUUGUGAAAGAAAUUGGAGUACAUAUUCUCUUAUUCAAAGCAUUAAAAGAAAUAGAUUGACUACAAGUAGAGCUGAGGAUUUGGUCUUUGUAUAUUGCAACCUCCGUCUCAUGUCAAGAAAGAAGAACGAAUACAAAGAAGGGCCGACAAAGUAUUGGGACUUAUGUGGUGAUAAGUUUGAUAUUGAUGGUAAUACUCUUGGGGAACUUGCUGAACUUUCCAUCAAUGAGCCAGAGUUAGAGCUUAUAACAUUUGAUGAUGCAUUUGAAGAAGGGCAAGAGGCUGCCUUAGGGGCUGAAGUUGAACCACUUGAAGAAUUCUAA